AUGAAUACAGUCGAAGAAAUCAAAAAUCAACUUGAAAUAGUGAAAAAAUAUGAAGAGGAAAUGUCGUCGAAGGGAAAAGAGAAGAGAUUAGAGUUAGACGAGUUGAAAAAAGAAAAGGAGAGGUUGGAGCAAUUGAAAUAUUUGCAACGUGCAUUGGUUGAAUUUGGCAAGGAUAAAG
Molecule: messenger RNA, 178 nt
Organism: Entrophospora candida
Lineage: Eukaryota; Fungi; Glomeromycota; Glomeromycetes; Entrophosporales; Entrophosporaceae
Source: the annotation of a GenBank genome assembly